GGUGUAACUUGAUAUUUCACAUUAAUUUCUAGUAUGGCCCAGAAUCUGCUAUCUAAUCCUGAACUCCUGCAGCAGCUACAGCAAAUGCAACAAACAAUACAACAGAAUGAUGUAUUUAAAACAGAAUUCUUAGUGCAAGAGGGCCUGGAAGAACAAAAAGAUUUGCCUGUUUCCCAACAAAUCCCACAGCAGUCUACUGAACAUGCUGAGCCAGCUACAGUAUUUGGAACCAAUUGUUUAUCAUACAUUCCUGAACCACCACCACAAUUUCCAACUGGGCAAGAAUCUGCUAACAGGUAUCCACCUUUAAGCUAUGAGCAACCCCCCCUGCCUCCCAGCUCUGUGAACUCUGAACAGGACGAUAGCCGGCAUUCAUUUGGUUUAGUGAACAAUAUCUCUCUUCCUCUUGAGGAUCAAGAUGAAAGACAAAGAGUAGCCCAGCACAUUGGAGUAGAGGACAAAGAUGAUAGAGAAAGGUCGGGUUCCAGGUCGAGGUCACCAUCUCGAUCCAACAAAUCUAGGUCUUCUCGUCGACAUAGUAGACGAAGUAGAUCAAGGUCACCCAGGAGACGACGAUCUCGAUCUGGUUCUCGUAGUAGAUCUAGACAUAAGCGAGAAAGAAGAUCUCGAUCUAGAUCACGAGAAAGAGAAAGAGAGCGUGAAAGGGAAAGAAGGAAGAAAGGUUUACCCCCAUUAAAGAAAAAUUAUUUGUGUGUUUGUAGCACCACCUUAUGGCUCGGUCAUGUUCCAAAAAUUGUAUCAGAAGCUGAUAUUCACGAUGCUUUUGCAGAGUUUGGCACUAUAGCAAGUAUUGAUAUGAUUCCUCCCCGAGGAUGUGCUUAUGUUUGCAUGGAUAGAAGACAGGAUGCUUAUAAGGCUCUACAGUCCUUAAAAAAUUUAAAGCUUCAAGGAAGCUCAAUUAAGAUGGCUUGGGCUCCUGGUAAAGGUAUGAAAGGAAAGGAAUACAAAGACUACUGGGAAGUGGAUGUAGGAGUUAGUUACAUUCCCUAUGAUAAACUUCCAGAAAAUGUGGAUCUUGAUUCUCUGGAAGAAGGUGGCAUGAUAGACGAACAGUCAGUGCCCAACAAUUUAAAAGAACAACAAAGAAUAAGACAGAAGGAGAAGGAAGAAGCAAUAAAGCAAGCCAAAGAAGAGGUUAUGAAGAAUCAGGAAAAUGCAGCUAACCAGUCUGUAGCGAAUCUAGUACCAGGACUACCUUCAAUAAACAUGCAGAUGGUUCCUCAGAUGGUACAGCCACAGUUUGGAAUACCAGUACCAGGCAUGGUACCAACUCCAUCCAUGGUAAUCCCUCAGCUGCAAAUUCCAGUGGGAGCUCAUCGAAACCCAGUGAUGAUGAUGUCUCAAAACACACAACCAGUAGUUGGAGGCCAUUCUCUUGCCGUAAUGGGUGGAUUGCCCCCUAUCCCUAGUAUGGCCCCAGUUUCUGUCACUAAUGAUGGAUUACAGCUUCAGCCUUUUAGUACAGCCCAAAAUGUGGUUCAGUCAACACUCCCAUCUCCUAGCACAACAAAUGCUGUCUCUCAGGCCAUGGAUCUUUCAGGAGAUGCUACUCCAACAGAAGAAGAAGGGACUUGUUUGCCCAUAGAAUCUAACAAUAUAGAGAACCAACCCACAACCAUUACCACAACUAGUGGAGAUUCAUCUUCAGGGUCGUCUCUGCCUCAUAUUCCCUCACUUUCAAAUACUAUGCCAACUGCUUCUUCAGUUGAUCAGAUACAUUCAGGAGUUCCUCCUCCAGUUCAAUCAACCAUUCCACGGAUGCCUUUCUUACCUCCUGUUGGAAGCUUUCAACCACUAGCUAGACCCUCUGGACACUUUCAAGGUGGUACAUUACAGGGAGGACCAAUGCCCUGGGGAACAGUGGCCAAUCAGUUACCACCAUCCACAUCAAGUACAGGAGAGACUAAUGCUACAGCCACAGUGGCAGUUCCUUCACAGUUUGGCUCUCCACGCAUACCUUACAGUGCUCCUCACCCUCCCGUUGCAGGUCUUGGUUCACACAUGGCAGGUCCAUACCAAGGUCAAGGACACAAUAAUGUUAGAAUACCAAAUCCAGGUUUUUUUCACAUGAGGCAUCCAUCCCUCUUGUCAAAUAAUAAUUCAGGACAGCAACAACAGGCUGGGCCUCCUGGUGGUUCAGGAGUGCCUCGGUUUCUUCCACCUAGACCAAACUUUCAACCAUCUCAGUUUUCUCUUCCAAGCAGCCAACAACAAAGUGAGACUCAGGAAAAAACAGAGAGUGACAGUGUCCUUCAGCAAAAUUCACCAGAGAAUGAAAGAAAAGUUCUACUUUCUCCUCCACAAACACCUCUUGAUUUUGGUCCAAGACCUAGAGGACCAGCACCACCAGAACAAAUUAACUUUCCUUCACAGCCACCCCUCCUAAGCCCUGUAAGAGGACCUCCACCACGUGGAUUUUCUCCCUAUUGUGGACCUCGACCUAGAAUGGAUUUUAAUGGGCCACGACCAGGAAUGGGACCUGGUCCACGAGGACCACCUUUUGGUUGGAAUCGACCUCGUUUAAACUUUGGAUCAGGUCCUGAUAGAAUGGGACCUCGGGCAGGUUUUCCUCCUCCUAGAGAGUUCUUUGAACCACGCUUUGGCCGACCUGAUUUUAAAGGAAGAUUAAUGAAUGACAGGGAAAAUAUUGAACAGAGGUUUCCUGACCAUCCUCCAUUCCCCAAACCAUGGGAACGAAAUGAAGGUCGGGAUGACCAUGAUUGGCAAAGAGAAAGGGGAAGAACAGGGUCAGAUAGAGAACGAGACUACUGGAGGAAGGAUCGUGGGGAAUACAAUGAGAGAGACCAUGGAAUACAUAAAGAUAGAGACGUGGAUAGGGACUGUAAGGAUCGAGAGAAAAGUUGGGAAAAAACUACUCAACAGAAGCACCCAAGAGAAAAGGAUUCAAAAGAGAAAUGUGAUCAUGAUAGCUCCAAAUCAGGUGGUGAACAGACUUCAAGUGCUCACAGUAAACCUGUACAAAGUGAAGAAAAUGUAAAUGUUCAAGAAAAUGGAGAAAAUAAAUGACAAAAAACAAAGCUACAGUGACAGUCAGAUAGUUUUGAACUUUAAAAUUUGUUAUAAAGACGUAAAUUGCAUCCGUGUACAUUUGGUGAAAUCAAGACAAGAUGCCUUCACUAGCUUGAACUUUCAGAAAAUCAACUAUCUUCAAGGAGAUUCAUUUAAUAGUUAAAUACUGUUUAUGAAGGUUUCAAAACCUAUGUUACAGUAAAAUGCAGGACAUGUUUUUAUUGUGUAUUAUGUUUUUACAUCACUUGAGACAUAGCACUGUUGUUACAAAUAGUUUUGUUAUUAAUGUCAUAAUAAGAAACUGCAACAAUAAAAUUGUUGAAUAGUGAACAUUGGUGUUUAUGUAUAGGUCAGCAUUAACUUUAGAAAUACACAACAUUUUGAAGUGGUUAGAAAAAUUAAUCACAGGUUAGUCUUAGUAAUAAAAGGCAUGUUUUAGUAAAUUAAUAGCCCUAUAAUCUUAUAUGUAAACCAAAAUGUAUGAAGUUUUUGAGCUUUACUAUUGUGCUACUAUAAUCUUGCUGACUUUUCUGGUCAUUGGGUAUUAUUGUUUAAGAGAGCUCUAAUUUUAAUGGUUGAUGUACAAGCAACCACUGAGCCAGAUGUGAGUGAUGGACCUGAAGAGAUUCAAAUUGUACAUUGAAUGAGUGAAAGAUUCCAUAGGAAAUCGACAUCUUUCACACAAUGUCAUGAAGAUGGACAGUAAGAAGUGUAUUCAGUGCACCACAAGGUACUGUUUUUUUUUUUUUCUGUUUGUUUAUUUUCAAAUUGUCUUUACUAAAAUUAUAUAUAGGGCUUGUUUUAUUUUAUUUGUAGAGGUGUGUUUUGAUGCUUUGAAUGUACCCUAUACUUCUAGCUAUUGCCUAUUGUAGCAUUAAAUAUGCUCUCAUUUA
This is a messenger RNA of Limulus polyphemus (Atlantic horseshoe crab), 3944 nucleotides long. RefSeq names its product splicing factor, arginine/serine-rich 15-like. The transcript is spliced from 8 exons. Gene Ontology annotation, cellular component: nucleus. Lineage: Eukaryota; Metazoa; Arthropoda; Merostomata; Xiphosura; Limulidae. The record is from RefSeq and is a predicted model, not a curated record. Gene Ontology annotation, molecular function: RNA binding. Bases 34 to 3048 code for a protein of 1004 amino acids.